Conger conger (European conger) is the source of this 4075-nucleotide messenger RNA. RefSeq names its product amine oxidase [flavin-containing]-like. Gene Ontology annotation, molecular function: oxidoreductase activity. Bases 150 to 1736 code for a protein of 528 amino acids. The transcript is spliced from 15 exons. NCBI's taxonomy places the organism in Eukaryota, Metazoa, Chordata, Actinopteri, Anguilliformes, Congridae. The record is from RefSeq and is a predicted model, not a curated record.
UCUCUCCACCGCACACAGACCAGUGGCACCUCUCUCCACCGCACACAGACCUGCGGUCUCCGCUCUCCACCUCGCACAGAGCUGCGGCUCCUCUCUCAUCCGCACACAGACCUGUUGCUCCAGCAUCGCACCUCACCCGCAGAGCAAACAUGGACACAGCGCAGCCGUCCCGGGCCCUGAGGGCCGACGUAGUCGUCCUUGGAGGAGGCCUGUCAGGUCUGAGCGCUGCCAAGCUGCUGCAGGAGUCUGGGCUGAACGUGGUGGUUCUGGAGGCCCGGGAUCGAGUCGGGGGCAGAACCUUCACCGUUACUGGGUCAAAGUUCAAGUACGUGGAUCUGGGAGGUGCCUACAUCGGUCCCACCCAAAAUGGAAUCCUUCGCCUUGCCCGGGAGCUGGGGGUGAAGACGUACUUGGUGAACGAAAAGGAACAUCUUGUCCAUCACAGAAAGGGUAAAACGCACACCUUCCGAGGCCCUUUCCCCACCGCCUGGAAUCCCCUAGUGUACCUGGACUACAACAACCUGUGGAGGACCAUCGACAGCAUGGGGAGAGAGAUCCGUGCAGACGCACCGUGGGCAAGUCCGCAUGCGGAGGAAUGGGACCGCAUGACCAUGAAGCAGCUCAUCGAUAGGGUCUGCUGGACAAGGGCUGCAAAGGACUUUGGCAGACUGUUUGUCAACGUCAACGUGACAUCAGAACCCCACGAGGUGUCGGCUCUCUGGUUCCUGUGGUACGUCAAGCAGUGCGGAGGAACAAAACGCAUUUUCUCAACUUCAAAUGGAGGACAGGAGAGGAAAUUUGUGGGCGGGUCUGGACAAAUCAGUGAUAAGAUGGCUGAACAGCUGAAAGGCAGAGUCAAACUGAACCAGGCAGUGGUCAGACUCUCUCAGGAUGAUGGAGGGGUUUCCGUGGAGACCAUAACUGGACAGAAAUAUCAGGCUACGUAUGCUAUCAGUGCUAUUCCACCAGGCCUGACCAUGAACAUCCACUACCAACCUGAGCUGCCCCCGGUCCGGAACCAGCUGAUCCAGCGCAUACCCAUGGGCUCUAUCAUCAAAUGCAUGAUGUACUAUGAGCGGCCGUUCUGGAGGGAGAAGGGCUUCUGUGGCACAAUGAUGAUCGAGGAUGAAGAUUCUCCCAUCUCAAUGACCAUGGAUGACACGAAGCCUGACGGGUCCUGCCCUUGCAUUAUGGGGUUCAUCUUGGCAAGAAACGCAAGAAAGCUCAUUAAUUUGACCAAAGAGGAGAGGAAACAACAAAUCUGCCAGAUAUUUGCCAAAGUGUUGGGAACUCGUGAAGCUCUUCAGCCCGUGCACUACGAGGAGAAGGACUGGUGUGGAGAGCAGUAUUCAGGGGGCUGCUAUUCGGCCUACUUCCCCCCCGGAACCUUCUGCCAGUUCAGCAGAGUUCUGAGGGAGCCGUUUGGCCGGCUCUUCUUCGCUGGCACCGAGACGGCCACCAAGUGGAGCGGGUACAUGGAUGGGGCGGUCCAGGCGGGCGAGCGGGCAGCCAGAGAGGUCCUGCAUGCCAUGGGGAAAAUCUCCUUCUCUGACAUCUGGAAGGAGGAAGCAGAGUCCCAGGAUGUGCCUUCACAGCCAAUCACAGUGGGCUUCUUUGAGGAGUGGCUGCCUUCUGUUCCAGCUCUCUUGUCAACAGUCGGAGUCUCUGCUGUUUUUCUCGUUGCACUGGGAAUUGCCUUAGUAAAGCCAAAUAUGCGGGUGCAUCUACUUCACUAAGUUUAUUUUGGCCAAAAAAUUCAGGUGUGGAUCCUUUUUAAUCCCUAUUGUUAUACUGACUUCCUGUCAAGUCAGAAACCUUUCCAAUAUUGUUUUAGGGAAACAGCCAUUGAUUACAUAAUAUACACGUAAUAUACUGUAGACCCCAGCUUUCCUCUGACAGGUGCUCAAACUAAUUCAGAGAACAAAACACCUCUGUGACAAAGUCAACACCAGGCACUCGUGCAUUGAACACGACACCUUUCCAGUGAUCUCUGACAAAGAUCCAGUCAUCCUUCAUUUGCCGGGAGCACAAAGCCUUCAGUCCAUGCCAGUUUUUCAAACACAAUCCCUGCUGUGCUUGUUAUUCUGUGGAAAAACCAUGAAUGUGUGUUCAAAUAUGUACACAAGUGAAAAUGUUUGUCUAUUACCUCAAGUCUACAUCUCAACAAAAGGAGAAAUAAGGGGGCAGUUACACAGGGAUUUUUCUGGAUCUGAGUUCAUUUAGUAUUACUCCGAUGAACCAGAAGCCUGUAAACAGAGGGGGGUUUCUGUGCCCAGCCAGACAAUAGCAGCUAACUAGCUUAAAUUAGCUGAGAAAAAAAUACCUGCAAAAGCAUAAUUUCCAUGAACAUGCUUCAUAUUGCUUGGUGUGAUCAGGACGUUUACAGUAAGGCUCACACUUUCUCACCCUUCCUUUGCUCCCUUUAAACUUAACAGCCUUUUUAAAUUAGCAUAUUGCUUCAAAUGAAUUGGCAUACAGUUACCCAGAACUCUUGAGACAGGGCACUGGGCCACAAUUUCAUUUUUAAUGUCAGGGAGUCUCAUGGUGCGCAUAAUUCAAUGUUAUUUGUAAAACGUUAUACAUCACAGCCCUAGAAAUGAUGCUGGUUCACUCCUUUAAAAUCUUUAGGAUACAUGUGCAGUCUGCAGCUGUAGCUGGUGCACAUACAGAUGUCUGAUCAAGACCUUAUUUAGCGAAUUAAUUAAGAGCAGAAUCCUGAAGUGGACUGGCCCGGCCGUGCACCCGUUAUAUAUUCGGGGCGUCUCGUGCCGAGUGCCCGACCCUGUUGACAGGCAUCCCCCCCCCCCCGGCGAUAGUCCACCUCCCCCGUAUCAUAAAUCAUCCUCUCACCAGUCCUGACAACUCCCAUAAACUUAUGCUUUGGGAUAUUGAAAACUUCAGCGCUCGGAAUUGUGGCAUUACAUUACAGUAAGCUGGGGAAAAAAACCCCUCUGGUGCCUUUGGCACAGGACCGGUCCCAAAGCGAGACCUCGGCCCAGAUGAACCCGAUCCAAAGCGAAGUCUGAAAAUGUGACCAAAAUGUUAAAGACACCGCCAAAGAAGGAACGAGAAAAGAAAACAUUAUACCAGUAAUGCUGGGGCUUUGCCUUAUUUCAUGCUUCUUGAUUUCAAAACACAGGCCAAACCGGUUCAGAUGUCACAUUUUUAUUGUUUAUAUAUGGUGCUUGGUACAUGCACAUUUCUGACAAGCAUGUUAAGUUAUUUUUAUCUGAAGCACACUAUUUUUUUGUACAUAUUUUCAAUUAGUCAAAUACAAGACAACCUGACACACAUUAACAUGUUAUAUAGGUUCAAAAUGUCUGUUAUUAAGUUGUUGUCAUCGGUCAUUAUUUAUUUAUUUAAUUUUGUUAAAACAGUUGAAGAUUGCUUACGGUUGUUUUUUUUGAAGACCUCAAUAACUAAAAUGUUAUAUGUCAAAAUAAUUGGUCAUAUUAAUUUAAUGAUAUACAGUCUAAAUAUGAAGUAUUCUGCUUGUCUAAAUACUGUAUAUGGCAAUGUGUAACCAGUGUUUUUUUCUAGUCUGAAAGUAUGGUCCUCCUUUCAGUUUGGUCUAAUCUACGGUCUAUGAAUACCAUUACUGUACAUCAUAAAGUAAGAAGAUUUUGUGUGGAUUAUUCAGCAUAUAACUGUGAAUAUGAUAUACUGGAGAUUAAUUAAUAUUUUAGACAUUUGUGGCCUUGCUAAUCUAGGUGUACUAGCAUUUAUUGUUUUUCUUAUGAUUUCAUAGUAAUAAGCCAAAGUGGUUAAAUUCAAUCAUAAGCAUUUCAAUCAGUCAGUGAAAUUGUGAUGGUAUAUUUGUUUGUGUUUGUUGUGUUGGGAGACCAUGACCAAGAUCUCCAGAGCUUCAGUGAAAAGCUUCCAAGACUUCAGAGUGAACUGCUGGCUGCCUUGGUUGUGUCAGUCUUGUGAAAUACCAGACCUCAGAAUUACAUUUCAGCGUGACUACAUUCGUAGCUUUGCGUUUCCUGGUGUCUUACAUGCCCACAUUGCGCUUCACGCCAGAAUGCUUGUGUGAGAAGAACUCCCCCGAGAAGAAUAAAAUGAGUCUAUUCUA